CACCAGGGCCAGCACCAGCCGAUGAUGCUGCCGCCCGGCGUGCGCGCCCUCUCACCGCCGCGAUCGCCCACCCGGUCGGGCGCUCGCGGCGCCACGCCGAAUUCCAACUUGCCCCAAGAGUAUGUGAGCCGACCGCGGCCACGACAGAACAAUAACAACAACGGCGGCACUGGCAACGGGAACAACGGGAUGCAGCAGGGCCUGUUUCCCCAGCCACCGCCGCCGUCCCCCGCGACCGGACGAAACAUGGGCGGUCCGCCCAAGCCGGUCUACUUCGCCGGCUCGUCCACCCCCAACCUGCCCACCUACAUGCCGCCGCCCCAGGUCUCGGGCAGGCGAGUGGGCCAGCAUCCCCCCGGUGGUGGCGGCGGCGGCGGCGGUGGAGGCGGCGGUGGUGGGAUCCCGGUGGCGAUCGCGCCGUUCGGGUACCCGCCCUUCGCGUUCGCCUCGUCGGCGUCGAUGCCCUCCCUGCCGGCCAUGCACGGCGGCCUGCCCAACUUCGCGAAGCCCAUGAACUUUCCCCCGCAGCCCUCCAUCCUCGGCGCCAAAUACCACGCACCAGGGCCAGCACCAGCCGAUGAUGCUGCCGCCCGGCGUGCGCGCCCUCUCACCGCCGCGAUCGCCCACCCGGUCGGGCGCUCGCGGCGCCACGCCGAAUUCCAACUUGCCCCAAGCCGACCGCGGCCACGACAGAACAAUAACAACAACGGCGGCACUGGCAACGGGAACAACGGGAUGCAGCAGGGCCUGUUUCCCCAGCCACCGCCGCCGUCCCCCGCGACCGGACGAAACAUGGGCGGUCCGCCCAAGCCGGUCUACUUCGCCGGCUCGUCCACCCCCAACCUGCCCACCUACAUGCCGCCGCCCCAGGUCUCGGGCAGGCGAGUGGGCCAGCAUCCCCCCGGUGGUGGCGGCGGCGGCGGUGGUGGAGGCGGCGGUGGUGGGAUCCCGGUGGCGAUCGCGCCGUUCGGGUACCCGCCCUUCGCGUUCGCCUCGUCGGCGUCGAUGCCCUCCCUGCCGGCCAUGCACGGCGGCCUGCCCAACUUCGCGAAGCCCAUGAACUUUCCCCCGCAGCCCUCCAUCCUCGGCGCCAAAUACCACGGUACGCACCGCACACACGCACACACACACGCAACACACACACAACCGCACUCACCGCACACACUCACCACAUUCACCGCGACAUAA
Molecule: messenger RNA, 1188 nt
Organism: Acanthamoeba castellanii str. Neff
Lineage: Eukaryota; Discosea; Longamoebia; Acanthamoebidae
Exons: 6
Source: RefSeq, a predicted model, not a curated record